ACUUCUCUGCCUAGAUAAAGCUAAGUCUUCUCAAGUGAACACUAUAAUUAUGUUCUGCAUUGGUGGCGGUAUCCUGGUGGCCAUGCUUGUGCUGAUGGGUGUUGUCAUCUGUCUUUACUUCAAAGUAGCCAAUGCAUUGAAAGCCCCAAAGGUACCUGCUUGUUUGGCCUUAAAAAAUAAUCCAGCCAUGCUCACCCAGGACAAGCUCGCUACAGCCACUGCCAUCGCCACUGGGUCUUGUCCCUACCUCCAAUGCUGUGACGAAUGUAGCUUGUACGCCAACUUUGAUUCCCUGCCACCGUGCUGCUGUGACGUAAAUGAGGGACUCUGACUUGGGUGGGCACAAAUAUCUUCAUGAGCAAUAUUUCUUUCUUAGUACAAUGUUUUAUUAUUCAAGUUUUAUAGUGUUUACAUUAUAUUA
Ceratotherium simum simum (southern white rhinoceros) is the source of this 421-nucleotide messenger RNA. RefSeq names its product protein FAM24B. Lineage: Eukaryota; Metazoa; Chordata; Mammalia; Perissodactyla; Rhinocerotidae. The record is from RefSeq and is a predicted model, not a curated record.